CGAUCAUCUCAUCGAUCUAGCACGCACGUACGGAGUACCAGUCUUCCCUUCCAGCAAUGGCGGCCUACCUCCCCCUCGCCGUCCUCGUGGCCCUCCUCGCCGCCACCGGCGCCAGCGCCCACGGCUACAGCCAGACCCCCUCGCCGACGCCUGCACCGGCUGCCAAGUGCGACAAGGUGAUGCUCAAGGUGGAGGGCGUGGUGUACUGCCAGAGCUGCACGCACCGGAACUCGUGGUGCCUGGACGGCGCGACGCCGCUGCCGGGGGCGAAGGUGACGGUCACCUGCCGCGACGCCAAGAACCGCGUCAUGGCCUCGCGGACGCCCGUCGCCGACGGCAACGGCUACUUCCUCGCCGAGUUCGACGUCGCCGAGAAGGCCGACUACUACAAGGGGGACCCCGCCAAGGCCUGCUUCGUGCGCCUGCUCGCGUCGCCGGACCGCAAGUGCGACGACCUCACCAACGUCAACUACGGCAUCGAGGGCGCGCCGCUCCGCCACGAGGGCAAGCGGUGGUCCGGUAAGGGGCACGAGAACGAGAACGUCGUGUACGCCGCCGGCCCGCUCUCCUUCAAGCCGGACACCUGCGCGCCCAGGGGGCACUACUGAUUCGUCCUCAAGAGGUUGAUUUGAAUUGCAUGUACGCGCGCGCGCGUGCGCAAGCUAGAUGCGCCUGCGCUGCUGCUUUGGAUUUGAGAAAUUUGUGAAGCUUGAAGGCUUUAUUCAUGUGUUUUUUUUUUUGCUUCUGUUCUAUUUAUUGAUAGAAUAAUCUUUUGUUAAUCUUUUCGGCAAGUCUUAUUCUUUUUUUUUUU
This is a messenger RNA of Triticum urartu, 811 nucleotides long. Its product is annotated as non-classical arabinogalactan protein 30. Gene Ontology annotation, cellular component: cell periphery. NCBI's taxonomy places the organism in Eukaryota, Viridiplantae, Streptophyta, Magnoliopsida, Poales, Poaceae. The record is from RefSeq and is a predicted model, not a curated record.